GCCCCUGACCGGCGGCUACUUAAGGCAGAGGGGCGGCGGCGGGCAGCAGCUGCGCUGCGAGGGCUCUGGGAGGAGUGGACCGGGCAAAAAUCCUGACCAUGACCCCCCACAGGCUGCUGCUGCCCCUGCUGCUGCUAACUCUGCUGUUCGCUGCCCGUUCAGAAGCCGCCUUGGCACGGUGCCCAGGCUGCGGGCAGGGGGUGCAGGCGGGUUGUCCGGGGGCUUGCGUGGAGGAGGAGGAUGGGGGGCCACCGGCGGAGGCCUGUACGGAAGCUGGGGGCUGUCUCAGGAGGGAGGGGCAGCAGUGCGGGGUCUACACCCCCAACUGCGUCCCAGGACUGCAGUGCCACCCGCCGGAGGAAGAGGAGGCGCCUUUGCGGGCGCUGCUGCUGGGCCGCGGCCGCUGCCGCCGGGCGCGCGGGCCCCAGGGAGAGAAUCCUAAGGAGAGCAAACCCCAAGCAGGGACCACUCGUCCCCAGGAUGUGAACCGCAGAGACCAACAGAGGAAUCCAGGGACCUCUACCAUUGCCGGCCGGCCCAGUCCUGGGGGUGUCCAAGACACUGAGAUGGGCCCGUGCCGCAGACAUCUGGACUCAGUGCUCCAGCAACUACAGACUGAGGUGUACCGAGGGGCUCACACCCUCUACGUGCCUAACUGUGACCAUCGGGGCUUCUACCGGAAGCGGCAGUGCCGCUCCUCCCAGGGCCAGCGCCGAGGUCCCUGCUGGUGUGUGGAUCGGAUGGGCCAGCCCCUGCCAGCGUCCCAGGAUGGCGAUGGAAUCUCCUCUUGCCCCCCUGGGAGCAGCGGCUAAGACUGGAGGGCUGGGGUGGGGAGAUGCAUCAGGGCCCCUGGAAGGAGCAUGGGGCUGCCAUCUUGGGUCAUUUGUUGAGUGAUGAGUAACUCAGGAGCCCUGAGCCCCAUACUCUACCUUCAGGCCCUACCCCCACUGUCCCCCCUCACCCCUAGACCCCACACACGGGAAGAUUAUUAGAGUGGGCUUUGGGUGUGAAUAAAGCUGUGUUGGGGGUCUCUGG
Messenger RNA from Mustela lutreola (European mink), 1035 nucleotides. RefSeq names its product insulin like growth factor binding protein 6 (gene IGFBP6). The record is from RefSeq and is a predicted model, not a curated record. The coding region runs from base 99 to 812 and encodes 237 amino acids. The transcript has 4 exons. Gene Ontology annotation, cellular component: extracellular region. Gene Ontology annotation, biological process: regulation of insulin-like growth factor receptor signaling pathway. Gene Ontology annotation, molecular function: insulin-like growth factor I binding; insulin-like growth factor II binding; fibronectin binding. NCBI's taxonomy places the organism in Eukaryota, Metazoa, Chordata, Mammalia, Carnivora, Mustelidae.